AACAAAAGCGAUACAAGAAAAACCGAAGUAUAAAAUUUAAUCAUUGGAUCUGAUCUGUUUUAGAUUGCUUGUUUUAUUUGGAAAAGACCUUUAUAUUUCUGAAAUAAAUGUUAGAAUAGUGUUAAAAGUGUAGAAAAGACACGAAUUGCACACUGUUGUUUGAAUCGUUAUAUACAAACUUGCUAAAAUGAGCUCGAAAGGCAAGCGAUCGUCGAUUCUGAAGAAACGUCCUUCGGUCGAUCCGGGAAGUUUAGAAGCAAGUCCAAGUGAAACUACUGCUACCCUGAAAUCAGCAAAACGGAUCGGAUUUAAGCCGAAAAAAUCAGUCAAGGAGUUCUUUGCUUCUGAUGAAACGGCUACUAUUUGGUGCAAUUCGUAUGAACUAUCGACCGAUGGAACUCCGAGUCAUCUAACGAUCAACGACACGACACAGAAUAUGACCAAGUUGGAUAAUUCUCUACUUGGAACCAGUGAAUGUGAUCGAAAGGACAAAGAAAAUGUUGAAGAUCGUCGUAUUAGUCCAAACAAUAGCAGCAUUUGGAAUCUGUCGGUUUCGGCUAGUGAGGAGGAGAGACGUAGAAUGCGUGGGGAAGUGUCGGUCAACUCCAGUGUGCUAAAUGUUACAGAUCGACUGUUUCUAGAACCAGCAAUACAACGCCCUGUUAUGCGACAAAAACAAUCUUUGAAAAUAGCGGAUUCGAUUGCUAUGGAUGUUAGUCCCGUCAAGUGUGAAGGAAAAAGUUCACCGCGAAAAACUAUUUACUAUCACCCGAAACAAAACAUUUUCGUAACAAUAGAUGAUGUUCCGGUUCAUAAUCGAAACGGUUUUAGUGAAAAUCGGGUGCCAAAUGAUACCGAUAUAAACUUUUUUGGUCCUCCGGAGGCAAGUGCCAGUGUUACUCAAGAAGAACCAAUUAAAAUUCUUUUUCAAACGUCGAGCAUUCCUAAUUCAUGGCGAAAUAAAUUGAUUCAAACCGAACCACGUUCUUCGACAGUAGAGAAGCGGUCGUUGGCCGUCAAUACGGAUCACUCAGCUGGCUGGAGCUCUCAAGUAGCAGAAGGAGAAUUUUUGGCUCAGCGGAAUACGUUUGGAAAUAGUCAAUUCGAUAUAUCGGAAGCAUGGAACUCUCAUCCGACCGCAGCACUAAAACUCAAGCUUCUUCAGCAAGGACUGCCUCCUACCGCGUAUAAUUCGCGCUUUUCUGACGAAGGAGGAGGUGCUGAAGAAGACAUUGAUUCUACCAUUGCAAUUACUCAGACAGUAGCUAAAAUGCUAGGACCGGGAUCGAGGCCUAUUUCGCUUGAGAGUUCCCGAGAUGUGAUUGAGGAAAAUAAGCAGGAACCAAUGGAGACUUCUAUGAUUGUCGAAGAACAAUGCCAGAACGGCACUACAGCAGUAGGUGACAUUUUGUUAUUGGAGGAAUCGUGUGAUGAACAGAUCCCGUCAAAUAGUCUCAGCCGAGCAAGACCAUUUAUUCCAUCCGUAAUUCCUAUGGAUGAAAGUGAGUGUUCAUCUUCGGAGUUAAUUGAAUCCCUCUCAUGUAAACGACGAGGGUUAGAAAAGCAUUCGACUCUACCUGACACCAACCCAACUAGCAUUCUAUGCUCCCAGAACGCGGAAAAAACUCUUCUCAAUGUUAGUAACAUGCACUUGGAUGUACAAUCACCUCCUAGGAGCAUUCCAACCACUAGCAGACGAACGGUUAUUUGUGAAGAAAAUAUACCGAAUGAAAACCAAGGUUAUUUGACGAUUCCCGAAAGUGCAGCAAACACACCUCCGAGGCCUCAAUUGAGACCGACUGUCUAUGAAGAUGAAAUGGAUGAGUCCCACGUUAAACAAUCGGCGCCUCCUCCAAUAGAAAAAAUAAACAUGAACCUAUCUGACUUAGUUUUUUGCAGGAAUAGCGUUGGGUUGGAUUUAGUGAUUGAAUCGGAUCCGAAACAAGAGGCUAAUCGGCCUAAACUUCACCGGAUGCCACCGAGACCACUAAACUAUAAUACUAGGCCCGGUAUAACGGCUAAAAAAGAUAGCGAAAAAGCCUCCUGUGAUAAAGAAGAAAUGUGUGUGGAUACUCAGGAAAACAUAUGGUCUCUAAAUAGCAACUCAAGAAAGACGACAAACCUUCCGUUAGAUGUGACACUAGAUUUGGAUACACCGAAGGACGCCAAGAAAUCACAGAAACAGCCACGUCAAACUAUUUAUGCACAAGAAGUCAUUGAUCUUACGUGCGCAACAAGUCCAUUGCAGCUAGUCGCGCGAAAAACCGAUUAUAAUUUGUUUGACGUUUCUAUGCAAAGUCCUGCAGGUGAACCUGAUGACGCUGGCACAAAAAGAACGACGAUUUGUAUGAGAGAUGAUAUCAACCAGACUACUCCGGAACAGAUAGUCGAAGUGCCUUUUAGACCAACAAUACUAUUAAAUGAAAAUCUAGAUGAUUGCAAGUUAGAGCCACGUUCUGGGUCUCUGGAAGACCUUCGAAAGUACGGGCAUUCUAGAAGGACAGAUGGGGAUUUUAUAGCGAUUGAAACGUCUGACAAAGAACACUCACAAGCUAACACUAGGAAAACAAUUACGUAUGCUGGCGAAAUGGAAUACUCGCUAGUAGUCGGAAAAGAGUGUGAAAGAAAUUCACGAUUGAAGGUGAUCUCUUCUGAUGUGCAAAGUAUUGACGAAACUAUUGACUUCACCAGACCGAAUUCUGUAGAUCAGGCGCAGCGUAAGACUCUUAGCUUUGGUAGCGAAAUGGACGAAAGUAAAACAAUGUUUUCACCCCAACAGUCUGUCGAGAAGCACACGAAAGAUAACUGUAGGAAAGCAAUACCGCCUAUUAGCGAAAUGGACUACUCGUCACCAGCCGAGCUGCAAUGUGACAAAGCUUUGCGCCCAAACGUGAUUUCUUCUAUUGGUCAAAUUAUGGAAGAAACCAAUGACUCUGCGAGACGGAAAUCUGUAGAUCAGGCACAGCGUAUAACCACUAAUUUAGGCAGCGAAAUGGAUGAAAGUAAAACAGAACAGUCUCUUGCCACACUGCUUCUCCCAAAAAAUUCUGCAAAAAAGAACAAACAGGGUGGUAGUAGGAAAACCGUUGAAAAUGUUGCCGAAAUGGAACUCUCGUCACUAGUCGAAAAGGAAUACGGCAGAACUUCGCAGUAUUCUUCUAUUGGACAAGUAAUGGAUGAAACUAUUGACUUUGCGACAUCAUAUCAAGCAGAUAGGGCGCCACAUAAGACCGCUAGUUGUGGCAGCGAAAUGGACGAGAGCAAAACAGAAGAUUCUCCCACUGCUCCGCAGCUUCAACAGAAAGCGCGUCAAACAUUUACUGCUCGCGAAAGUAUGGAUGAAAUUACUACUGAAAAUCUUAAGAAAGAAGCGCGUCCGCAACAGCUGCAGUCAAAUAUUUUCUCUCGUAGAGGUACAGAUUACAGUUGUGAAGAUAUGAACGAGACUAGGAGCGAUUUGUGUGUAACAUCUUCAGUAAUUGUGCCAAAUAGUAAUUAUGAUCGACCACAAAUAACACCCGUUCGGAAGUUAACCCAAACAAGCCAUAGUAUUUGCGAUAAUGACGAAAAAAUUCCCAUUGUUCGAAUGUCUGAUAGAAUUACGGUACUCGACAAGACACUUGGUCAAACAAGACCAACAUGCUUCACUGUAGAAAAUAUUGAACAAACAGUUAGUCCUUCAAAACUCUUGAUGUUGCACAAAAAUCCCUGUGAAACACGGUUAAGUACUUUCAGCCCCGUGGGUAUGGACGAAACGGUUGUUUCUGACUGUUGUAAACCAAAUGAUCAAGGCAAAACUGUCAAUUUAGUUUAUAAAUCCCGCCAUACGAAUUUUGUUGUUGAAAAUAUGGAUGAAACAAGUGAUCUUAGCGAAAAGCUUCCCUCACCAAAAUCAUAUCAAACCGUUUUGCGAGAUGUGGACAUGGGUCAGACACUUUCUUCUAAUAUUCGAACAUCAGCAAUAGUUGAACAGACUUACUCGCAAGCCUCUCCGGUGAAUAGUACGGCAAAUGACUUCGAAUUACCUUUACCUCAAAAAUCUUGCCCAGUAAGCUUUGUGGAAGUCGAAGAACUCACAAAUCCUGUGAAACAAUCAAACAUCUUUCAGCAAGUGGACAUGGAACAAUCGCCUAAAGAAAACUCGUUGAAAAUGGAACUGAGUUACACUGCGGUUUCUCAGCAUGCCCUUAAUAAGUCCUGCCAAACAAGCUAUAUCGAAGGGUAUUUCCAGAAAUCAUCUACUUGUGGAUCGUCUGGUGGUCGAUCAACACCAGACAAAACUCGCCAAACAAUGUACGAUGCUAAAGAAUUGGAUGAAAGCGACCCUACAUUGAAAAGUGUGCCACACUCAAUACAAGCCGAGCAACUACUAACAUUUGAUCAAAGCCUAAUUGACAAAAAGCGUGGUACAAUCUUCUGCAACGAUGACAUCGAUGAAACUUUUUCGACUCACCAUCUCGUGGUACCAAGCAGAAACAAACUAGCGAUCAACUCGACCACCGAUGUACCGACUGCAACUAGUUCUUCGAUACUGCCUCAGGUUGCGAUGGCAGAAAUUACGGUAAACGUGCAGAAAGAAACGGAGAAGAAAUCAGCGGAAGAAAUGAACAAAACCUGUGCUCAAUCUGAAUUGCAGCCGUCAAGGCAAACAAACUCCCGGAAGACGAUCUAUAGUGAGGAUGACAUGGAGCAGACUGCUGUCGGGCAUCCAUUCACAGUGAUGACAGCACUAGGUUUGGAAGAUAUGAUUGUCGAUGUGAACGUUCGCCGAAAAAAAUUUUCGCCAUCAGUAGGUGAAAAAAGCACCCACGAACUGCCGGAGAAUGUAGUUGAUGGUGUCUCUUCAUUGACAAGCAAAUCGCCAGAACAUGCAACGCUUAGAAAUAGAACCCAACGACAGACGGUUCUCGUACCGCAAGACAUGGAAAGUUCCUUGGUUAAUACUACGGAAAUACCAGUCAUUCCGUCACCACGGAUAUGCGCACAGCCUCUUCGAAGAACUAUCGUACAGGUUGACAACAUAGUUGAAGAGUCAUUCAAUCGCGAUAUCAACCAGGAACAGGCGGACUCGGCCGUAUAUGUUGAAACUCCGUCGGAUGUAGAUCACGAAGAUGAUGAUAAAUCAGAUUUUAUGUUUACCAUUCCUCAGUUGCCGGACGACUGUGUGCUCCGAAGCGCAGCCGUGAUGCCUUACUACAGGAUGACCAAAUUUUCAAAUCAAACUUUGAAAGCUUCGCCACGAUUGCUUCAUUCAGAAGGUAAUAAUGCGUUAAUAGAUAUUUCGAGUGUGGGCAGACGAACAGCGGGUGCUCCUGUUUCAAUGCUUGAAUUGAGUGAGAUAUCUGGAUUAGGCGAUGUUCCUAGACUGACACGAUCUACGACUUUUGCUGUACCGGAUAACGUGUGCAGUUUAGAAUUAAAUGAGCUCACUGAGCCAUCGAUUGUUCAGCUUCCGCUAGUAGUGACUAACUCUGUCAUACAAGAAACACCAAAAAAGGCUGGUUCAAUGUCUGUUCGACGAAGUCGGGGGUCUAUUUUUGAUCGAAAGUCGAUGAAUUUAGACGAGUCUGGUAUACUACCGAUAGAGUGCGAGGAUCAAGGUCACAGGCAAAUUACCAGUAAACAAAUGAAACCAUGUGAUUCGAGAGCUUUGGCUACUAGUGAAAUGAAAGCAAUAGUUACGCGGUUAGUUUCGACUGACUACGAAUCUAGCGAAGACGAGUUUUACGAUGCCGAAGCGAGCCAGGAAAAUUUAAAGGGUGAUAAAAACGAAGAAGUUGCUCAUGUAGCUCACGAAGCGAUUGCUCAAAACAACAAAAGCGAAAACCCGAUGUUCACCAAUGUCGAUGAUAUUGAGCAAUCCAUCAUUGCUGGCCAAAAUCGAACGACCGCAGGUUACAAAACGAUUGAUUUUGUCGACGUCGAUGAACUUGAACAAAUCGCUCAAAAGCGGCAUCUAUCGUGCAUCUCAAAAUCCGUACUAAUAAAACAGAAAAAUGACCCAUUAAACGUUUCGCUUACGGACGAUUACCCAAUGAAGAAACGCAAAACAACAGCUGCUCAUGACCUAUCGAAAGAUUGUGCAGUUCAAAUGGACGAAGACAGAAACCAAGCGUCGAAAUCAAUUCGUCGAGUAGCCUUCCAUCAGGACGUGUUGGAUACGAUUGAAAGAGAACGCGACAUUCAGUCGUCGAUACAAAAGGUUAUAAAACCAGCUGAAGUGGAGUCCAUAAUCAUUAAAAAUGAGCGCAUGACGAUAAUUGAAAAUGAUUGUGAAGCAGAGCAAAGUAAACUUGGACAUACAAUGCUUAUCGAUCCUUCCAUAUUCAUCGUGGAAGAGCAUGACAUGCUAGCAAAUGAAUCCAACAUUUCGCUAGUGACAUCACCCAACGCGCAGAAUAACAGGCGAGGUAGCACGUUAAAAUUUGACAAUACCUAUUACAAUGAGUUUGCUCAUUUAACUCUGAAUAUGGAUCAAGAAGAAAGCCAUUCAUGCAUAAUCAUAAGUGACGAUUCUUUUACUGAACCAGCAAGAAUACCACCAUCUCCGGUAGAAGUAAAAUUAACCUUAGUUGAUCUUCCGAAACGGAUAGAGAAAUCCCGUGCUUCCAUGGAGUUUAACUCAACCGUAGCUAGCGAGGUGAUGUAUGAGCUCCGCCGGCAGCAAUUGGAAACAACAACACCGUGCUGCAACUUUGAAGGCAACUGCCGAUGUCAAAACAGACGCACCAUGGCUGCAGUGAGACAGAACAAUGUUGCCAGUGUGAAGGAUGGUUGGAAAUCCAAUUUUGAACGGUUACUAGAAUCAAGCAAGAAUACUCCAGUGUACGGCAUGCCACUGGACGAACGACUUCGUGAAAUAUUGAACAGAGCCAUGAAACCAUUGCCGUUGUCUUGUCUGGAACAGCAAAGUGCCCAUCUGCCGGAUACACCUUCGAUAUGGUUGCUUUGCGAUUACUAUAAAAGAUCCACAACACUUAGUGAUAUACCACGCAAGUUGUUCAACCCAAGUGAUUUGCCGAGAACACCGAAUGUGAUUUCGUUGAUAAGCAACAAACUGGAAUCGGAACGCUACCGUUGGUUUUUGGAUUCAACUAACGAAAGCCGAACGUAUUUAAAGCUGCGACACGGUGUUCUGCGAACCGUGUAUUUCAAAAUAAUUCUCCAAAAACCUCUACCGUGGUAUAGUAAGGAUGACGAUGUCCGGAUAGAAGGGCUGGAAUGCAUUCAAUAUCGCGAGCAUACGAUACGAUCUCCUAGGUUGUUGUUAGCUCAUCUUGAAUUCAAGCUGAUAGUCGAUAAAAUAAAUUUAAUACAAUUGAGUUCCCACUGUUCGUCGGUAGCCCACUUAAUGAGUUUGGUGGUUGAGUUGAAUGUCCUGAUUGAGCAGGCCUUUGGCAGGGUUGACCAACUUUAUCGUAUUGUGCGGAAUAAUGGAGCCAUAAUGGAACAAUUGGGAGACACGUCUCGGCUGCGAAUAUUCAAAGUAUUCGAGUAUGAAUGGAAUGGAGUUAUAUACUGGAAUCGAGUUUCGAUCCAAUUUGAAUCUGUGGAUCGUAUAGAUCGCAGCUGUGUAUCAUUCCACGCAAGCGGGAUCCGCGAAGAAGGGCUGUACCCAACGGAAUACCAAUGUGGUACAGCUGCGGCUCGGGGAUUAGUAUUCCUGGAAUGCUUGCUAUGGAAUAUUGAAAAACUGUCCAUCGUGUAAGGAAAGUUUCUGUAUUCUCAAUUGUAAUAUAUUAGCAUACUGUUGUAUAGUAUCAAUUCACUUAAGUCGCAUGUAUUUAGUACUGCAGAAAAACGUGUGGAUUCUGUUUUAAA
Messenger RNA from Topomyia yanbarensis, 7821 nucleotides. RefSeq lists its product as uncharacterized. The record is from RefSeq and is a predicted model, not a curated record. Bases 188 to 7708 code for a protein of 2506 amino acids. The transcript has 8 exons. Lineage: Eukaryota; Metazoa; Arthropoda; Insecta; Diptera; Culicidae.